Molecule: messenger RNA, 1587 nt
Organism: Choloepus didactylus (southern two-toed sloth)
Lineage: Eukaryota; Metazoa; Chordata; Mammalia; Pilosa; Megalonychidae
Gene: RAB28
Product: RAB28, member RAS oncogene family
Exons: 7
Coding region: 187-984 (265 amino acids)
Cellular component (GO): Golgi apparatus; endosome
Molecular function (GO): GTPase activity; GTP binding
Source: RefSeq, a predicted model, not a curated record
GGUGGGGAGGUGGGCAAGAUGGCCCCUGGCGAGUGAGUCACUCCGGCUCCCUUCAGCGGCCACUGAGACACCGGGGCGGGGGGUCCUGCCCCCAGUGCCGCCCUUCCUUCACUCCCCCACCCCCGGCGGCCCCCUUCUUUCUUUCCUUUCUCCACCUCGGGGGGCGGGCCGGGUUCUCAGGACACCAUGUCGGACUCUGAGGAAGAGAGCCAGGACCGGCAACUGAAAAUCGUCGUGCUGGGGGACGGCACCUCCGGGAAGACCUCCUUAGCUACAUGUUUUGCUCAAGAAACUUUUGAGAAACAGUACAAACAAACUAUAGGACUGGAUUUCUUUUUGAGAAGGAUAACAUUGCCAGGAAACUUGAAUGUUACUCUUCAAGUUUGGGAUAUAGGAGGGCAGACAAUAGGCGGCAAGAUGUUGGAUAAAUAUAUCUAUGGAGCACAGGGAAUCCUCUUGGUAUAUGAUAUUACAAAUUAUCAAAGCUUUGAGAAUUUAGAAGAUUGGUAUACUGUGGUGAAGAAAGUGAGUGAGGAAUCAGAGACCCAGCCACUGGUUGCCUUGGUGGGCAAUAAAAUUGAUUUGGAGCAUAUGCGAACAGUAAAACCGGAAAAACACUUAAGGUUUUGCCAGGAAAAUGGUUUAAGUAGCCACUUUGUCUCAGCCAAGACAGGAGACUCUGUCUUCCUGUGUUUUCAGAAAGUUGCUGCUGAAAUCCUUCGAAUCAAAUUAAACAAAGCAGAAAUAGAACAGUCACAGUUCUGCCUGCCCUUCACCCCUGUGUGGGCCAGAGGACCUGUAGGAACUUUAUCAGUGACCAUCUCUGAGCUCAGUUCACACGUUCCUCCCAACUUGUUGGCUUCACUGUUAAGUGUUGCCUCACAGCCGCAGGCAGCUCCUUGGACAGGAGAGAAUUCAACUUCAGGACCACACACUUUGAAAUCAAUGGAAAGCCCAUUCUCUAGAAUUAGACUGUUUCAUUGAAAAAGAAUGAGGUUCUCUUUAUGUCCUCACUUUUUCCCUGAUGUAAAAUUUUCAGCCAUUUAUGAAAACUACCCAAGUCUUGAUCAUCAGCCAUGUAUUUUGCCACAGCACAGUUUCAUUUUCUUAUCUGAACUCAUAUGUGGCAAAGUAUACUUCAGAGUGCAUACAUUUAAGCAAGUAAUGUAUUUUUUCUACAGAUACUUAAGAAGGCAUUCUUUUGCAGUCUAUUGUGAGUGAAAAAAUAUAAAGCUGUAUCUAACUGAAAAUGCUUGAAAUAAAGCUGUAAUAGAAAUAUUUUUCUUUCAUUUUUUAAAAAAGGCCCUAAAUUGUUUAUUUUGUAGCUUAUAACUCACCAAAUAGUGAGUAUUUGAUAUUGUAUUUUUAUGACUGUAUGAUGGUCAUUAUGUAUUGUGUAAUAUUCCAGUUAGAUGGCUUUAUUAAUUUUGAUAAAUGUUCAGCUGAUGUUCCACGUGGAAUUUCUCCGGCAAACUGCAUUGAAGUUCUCCCAGAAUGAGUUAUGACAUAUUGUUGUAUCGUUGUAUAUCAGACUGUACCUAAUGUUCAGAUGUUUUUCUCCCACAAAUAAAUUUAUUUAAAUUAUUC